GAGAGGAGGAGGGGGGCGGUCUGGCUGCUUGAAGAUUUUUUUUUCGUUGUUGUUGUUUCGACACCAAACUUUUUGGGCGACAUGGACGCGCACCGCGGCGCGCCUCCGGCCGGGCAGCAGGUCGUGCACGUCCGCGGGGACUCGCAGACGGAGCUGGAGGCCCUGUUCAGCGCCGUGAUGAACCCCAGCAAGGCCGUCAGACAGCCCUCCUCUGUGCCCAUGAGGAUGAGGAAGCUGCCCGACUCCUUCUUCAGGCAGCCGGAUCCCCGAGGACACUCCAGACAAGCCAGUUCGGAUGGAGGCGUGUGCGGCUCCCUCACUCCUCAUCACGUCCGCGCCCAUUCCUCCCCUGCCUCCCUCCCAGUCAACUCACUCUCCACUCAAGCAGCAGAUGUAGCAACGACGCCCAUCAUACCCGACGACGUGCCACUCCCCCACGGUUGGGAAAUGGCCAAAACGCCUACUGGCCAACGUUACUUCCUCAAUCACCGGGAUAAGACAACCACUUGGCACGACCCCCGUCUUUCGCAGCUUCAGUCAGCUGCAGCUCAGCAUCCCAUCUCCGGCACUCCAGUCCAUGCCCACUCCCUCAGCAACCCAGCUCCCACUACGCAACCACAAAACAUCAAUCCAGAAACAGGUCCACUGCCUGAAGGCUGGGAGCAGGCUGUGACUGCAGAUGGAGAGGUGUACUACAUCGAUCACAUAAAUAAGACUACCACAUGGGUCGACCCGCGUCUAGCCCAGAAGAUGAACCCUGGCAUCCUUGGUUUGGCAAUGCAGCAAAGGCAGGAAAAAGAAAGGCUCAGAUGCAAACAAGGCUUGCCUCCGCAAAUCGGAUCACAGGAGGCAGGAGGACGGAGUCAGAUGCCCGGUGGGAUGGACCACGACAGGAGCGCACAGACACUCGUCCCUCCUCUUGAUGUGAGGAUCAGAGCACCGAACCACGAACCUACUCUUAAUGGCGCUCAUUCUCGCAAUGAGAGCACCGACAGCGGUCUGAGCGUCAGCAGCCUUCCCCGUACGUCGGACCACAUGCUGAGCUCUGUGGAUCACAUGGACACAGGCGAACCUGUUGAACCCCCCUCGAUGACCCUGCAGGAGUCGAUGCCUGUGCUCCCGAUGUCCGAGGGCGAGGAGCUAAUGCCCUGCAUCCCCGAGGGUCUGAGUUCAGACCUCCUGAUGGACAUGGAGACGGUUCUGUCUGGGUCGCACAUGGACAGAGACAGCCUGCUCACCUGGCUAUAGACACACCCAGCCGCUGGUCAAAUACGGUUUUGACGUCAGAUUUUCAUAACAUGACUGAGAAUUCUGGAGGAUUUUUGCCUUCAAAAAGUGGUACAGAACAACAUUACUGAGAGAAUAUGCUACUGUUGUGUGAUGGAUCCCUAACACUACUCACAGCCUGAAGAAUGACUCUCACAGAAGGUGGUAAGCUGCUUGUAUUUUCCUCUUUUUUUUUUCUUUUUUUUUUUUUUUGGGCCUGGUUUUAGAGAUGCAUGACGGAGCAUCCAUGUUUUUGUAACACUCCUUUCUUUUUGGUGUUGUGUGUGCCCCCAUGUUGCUAGUUAAGUGCAUCAGAGCUAAUUGUAGAACCCACUGGGGGUUGGUUUGCAGCAAACCUUUAAAAUCAGAGUCAAGAAAAGUCCAAUCGUAAUAGUUCUGUAAACACAAAAAUAACAAACAUAGCACAGAACAUGAAGAAAAAGAUCUCAUCCACAUUCUCUCUGGUUACACACACGCCCUGUGGAAUAAAAGAGCAGCCAGGAACUUAGAAUUUUAAUGCACAUGAUGUGAAAAAAAUAUGAAUCAAAGAUUUUUAUCUGGAUUAACCCCACACCGGUUACAUACCACCAAAUACCCCUGCUCCAGACUGUCUCGCUAUGCUGCACAGAAACUUGAGGGGGGAGAAGACGCACCCUUGUGGUGAGCUAGAGGAGAAAUAAACACUAAAAGCAGUCCCAUUUAUCUCCUAAACUUUAGUAACAGUUAAAAUAUUCACAAGCCAGAAUCACUUCUUCUGCAGACCUCAUUCCUAACUAAUCAAAUCCUGCUUUCACAUUUAGAAAAACAAAGGGUACAGAACAGUGCCACUAUGUAGAGGAGUCUUAACUGUGGCCACUGAAGCUACAAUACAGUCUGUUUUCAGGAUCACUCUUUACACAAAGGAGCAUUGCAACAUACCGAAGAUGUCUUCAAUAAGCAGACACAUGAUCGGUGUAAUGCGGUGCAAUCCAACACAGUGAGAUUUUCCCCGAGGAAACUGCAAUCUUCUUCUGGUCUUUUAAGGAAAGUAGUUUAGAAAAGCAUUUUUUUUUUAACAUUAGGUCACCUCUGCAGGAAACACUGCAACAUCCUCGCUGUAAAAUCAAUAAUUUGAAGUUACUAAUAUCUUGGUUUUGUUUAUACUGUGUCUUGUACUGCAUUGCAUUUUAUUCCAUUGGUUUUUUUGUCCACAGCAGCAUUGAAUAUAAACUUCACAAAGGUAGUAUUUAUUGAAGGUUUGUUAUAUCGGAUUGCUUCGUGUUGAAUAGUUGUAAUGUUAUUAUGUUCCACUCCUUGUUUCAGAUAAAUGCCAUUCACUUAGCUCCCAGUAGGGCCUGAGGGUAUAUGUCCCUCGUCCUGUGGCAUAAAUGAAAACUAUUGAAUGAAUCAACCAGCACCCCUUUAAAUUUGAGAUUUUUUUUUUAUUAUUAUUAUUAACUUUUUCUCUGUUUUCCCACUAUUGGCUUGGUACAUUCCUAAUAAUUUCCUUUUUUUUUUCAACAUCUUCGUCUGUUCAUCCAGUGGCGUCAUAGUUUUUCCCACAGAAAGAUGUGCAAGCAGUGGCCAACUCAGCCAAGUUUUAGCUCCUUAACAGCAAAUCAUGUGCACUUCUUACAUCUGCUGACCAGUUUUAAAUGCAUGCAAUGAGUCUAGAUUAUUAGAUACACUUUUCUCCCCAUUUCAGGCGUCUAUUGUUUCCCAUUCAUCUCUGAAAUCAGCUCGUGGUGUCUUGAGACUCGCUGCAUCAGAUAUGUUUUAAUCUUGCAUUGUUGUGACGUGCUAAUGCAACACUGCAUCACCACCAGUGUUGGCGUCGCUGCUCGAAAAAAGUAAUGCAUUACUUUACUUAUUUACUCUCUGUAGGAAGUCAUUUGUUACACUACUCGUUACAUUACUUUUGCGUUUCUCUGCAACAUCGCUGAGAUGCACUGUCACUUAAUUGCAAGUUAACAAAAUAAUGUGAAACCUUGCAUAUGACCACAUAUCGGCACAAAUCUUCAUCCUGAUAAGGAGGACAUGCACAUGUUCUGUCUCCUGUGCUCUUUAGCAAAGUAUUUCCACAGUGCCUGGAAUACAGAAAGGGGGACUUGAGCACAUCACUUCAUCCUCAGCCUGUUAUUGUGCAAAGAAACAAAUGUUAGUUAAAGCCAAAAUGGAUAAAAACAGCAGGCAAACGGGUAUAUUCAACCUAAACUGAGUGUACCAUCGUAAUUGGACAAUUGAUUGAAAAGGUAUUUCACAUCUAUGGGGCGAUGAAUCUAAAGGUGAGAGUUGCCGUAGUCGGAAACAGGACAGGAAAUGGGGGCAGGAAAAUAGAUCUGUCUUGAAGUUACAGAGAUACAAGUACAAAAAAUACAGCACGACAAAUCAAUUAAUUUGUUUGUAUCAGAGGGGGAACGUCCCUCUUAGAAUUAAGCAGAGUGCCCCUCCUUUAUUUUUUGUUUCGUUUUUGUACUCUGAAAAUUUGCUGCAGCGGCUUUUUGCUAGAAGAUGCACAGAGAACAGUAUUUUUGCCAGAUGUUAUUAAGGUGGCGCUGCCAGUCGUCUAUGCUGCCUCAAAUAAAAGUAGCAGCUGUUUAUUUAGCUGUAAUGUGAUUCCUGAAUUUAGGAGCAGGCUCAUGUAAUGUGACGACAGUUACGCGUUACUCUGACGCUGAUCUCUACACGAUGACACUUGUAACACUAAAAACCCGACUUGAUGUUUACUGUAUGAAAUAGUUUCUAACUUUGAGAACAAAGCGAGGUACAAACAGAAUCCAUCAAAAUGAACUGAGGUGAUGUCUGAGGCUGUUUGUCAUGUGACUAAUAAGGCAAACUAAACACAGUGUAUACAAAGAUUAACAUCAUCCUUUUAACAAAAACAGUAGAGAUAAUCGCUACUCUUAAUUGAGCCAAAAAGUGCAAUAGAAAUAUAAAUAACCAUAAAUACAGCGCAGCAUUACAAUCAUCUUUUCAUAAUAUCAUGUUGAAGGCUUUCCUUUAGUCUGGUGGAUAAAAAUGUUAAAUGUCCAUUUUUCAGUAGAAGGCAACAAAUGUAUUAUUUAACUUCAUUCAAAGCACUGUUCACUCAAAUAACCCUGACAAAGUCCAUCUAUAAUUCUUUACUGUAGAUCGACUAAAUCAGUCUAUGAUGAUGAACAACAGAAGGAAAUUCCAACAUCCUAUGAUUAGAAUUUUUUUUUUAUAGUGUGGACAUGUAUGCAUUAGUCGUUUGGAACAGUCAAAAAAAAACACCCGAUUUUUAAUAACUUCCUUAAAAACUAUAGGGGUUAGUGCUAAUAAGAGGUCAGAUUGCUGCCACUCUGUUAAAUUAUAAUUCCAUCAGUCCAUGGCUCAAGUUAUGUAAGUGGGAAAGAGAAAAAUAUAGUGCUUUAUAAAUGGACUUGAGGCCUGUUAGGGGAGGUACAACAUAAGUAAAGACCCCGUCGUGACUCCUCAGAAAAGCAACAUACUAACUGUGGAUGCUGUGUUCUUGGUAUAUUUUAUUCUAACUGCAAAUGCUAUCUGGUGCUGCAAUGCAGGAGGCAAACGUCACUAUGGGGAGCUCUCUAACUCUCCCUGUCUAGUUAAACUAUAUAAUGAGUGUAUAAUCUGUUUUUAUCCGCUGGGUUGUUUCUGCAGUGUGUUUAUAUUUUAUCUGAAUUUGAAGCUGUUAAUUACAGGUGAAAGCAUUUUGUUCUAACCAGCUUCCUUGUUUUAUAUAUUUAUAUAUAUAUAUAUAAAUAUAUACAGUAUAUAGAGGUAAAAACUCCAUUCACAACACCCCCUAAUAAGAAGCCAAGUCACCUUUUUUGUAAUCUUUCCCAAAUUAAAAGUACCAAACAACUUACAGAGCGACCUACCACUCAUACACAUAAUGCAACACACUCCCUAGCCUAUUAUUUAUCUUAGCAUGCAUGACACUUGCUAUGUAUGUUCCAUAUAAAUGACGUUUAUUAUCCUAUUUACAGAAGGUUUGGAGGCAAUCAGACUUAUUUUGUACCUUUUUAUGCAUGUGAUUUAUAUCAAUUUUCAUUGUAAUCAUUUUAAAGCAGUUUCUGUUUAAUAAACUUUCAAAUACGUCUCAA
This is a messenger RNA of Stegastes partitus (bicolor damselfish), 5333 nucleotides long. RefSeq names its product yorkie homolog. Gene Ontology annotation, biological process: hippo signaling; positive regulation of transcription by RNA polymerase II. The coding region runs from base 82 to 1248 and encodes 388 amino acids. The transcript is spliced from 9 exons. Gene Ontology annotation, molecular function: transcription coactivator activity; protein binding. NCBI's taxonomy places the organism in Eukaryota, Metazoa, Chordata, Actinopteri, Pomacentridae. Gene Ontology annotation, cellular component: cytoplasm; nucleus. The record is from RefSeq and is a predicted model, not a curated record.